AUGCAUAUCCUGGUAGUCAACGACGAUGGCCCACCAAGCAGACGCCUAUCGCCUUACAUCCGCCCACUAGUCGACGAACUGCAAGCGAAUGGCCACACAGUCUCAGUAGCCAUCCCAGCAGCCUCGCGCUCCUGGAUUGGCAAGGCCCAUCUCAUCGAAGCGAAGCUUACUGCCAGCUACGUGCACAAGGAUUCCUUCCGCGAGGACGGGACCUGGGAUGAGGAGUACCAGCCGGAGCCGCAGACAAAUGGCCUCACAGACAGCACAUCCACAUCCCCAUCUCCAUCCACAUCCUCAUCUUCAUCCACAGACAACGAUAACGAUGACGAAGGCCCCACCCCGGACGAAUGGGUCAUAAUCACAAACGGCACCCCAGCAAGCUGCACCCAGCUGGGUCUGCACAACCUCUUCCCUGGACGGCCCCCAGUCGACCUCGUAAUCAGUGGACCCAACCACGGCCGUAACGCCUCGACAAUCUACAACUUGUCUUCGGGCACGGUAGGCGGAGCAUUGGAGGCGGUUUUCUGUGGGAAGCGCGGAAUCGCCAUCUCGUUCGGCAGCAAGGAUGAGCAGCCUGCUGAUGUUAUUGCCGCGGCGGCGAGACUGGCUGUGAAGGUCGUGGGGUAUCUUUGUCGGCAUUGGGAUGAGCGGGUUGAGCUUUAUAAUAUUAAUGUUCCUAUGCGUCUCGAUGUGGAGGAGAGGCCCGUUCUUUGGACAAGGACGUUGCCUUAUUAUUGGAAUCGGGGGUGUUUGUAUGCGGAGGAUGCUGGGGGCAAGACGGUCAAGGCGGUCACUAAUGGUGAGGUUAAUGGUGUGAAUGGGCAUGGGCUUGAAGGCCGGACUCGGAAACGUCAGUUCAAGUGGUCGGCUGAUUUGUCCGAUAUGAAGAAGACGAUGCAGGAGAGUGAGGAGGGGACGGAUGCUCAUACUGUGUUGAAUGGGUCGACGAGUGUCACCGCUCUCCGUGCGAACUUCUGGCAUGUUCCUGGCUUGGAAGGUCCCUUGAACCUUUGA
Penicillium nucicola is the source of this 1014-nucleotide messenger RNA. Its product is annotated as 5'/3'-nucleotidase SurE. The transcript is spliced from 3 exons. Gene Ontology annotation, cellular component: P-body. Bases 1 to 1014 code for a protein of 337 amino acids. The record is from RefSeq and is a predicted model, not a curated record. NCBI's taxonomy places the organism in Eukaryota, Fungi, Ascomycota, Eurotiomycetes, Eurotiales, Aspergillaceae. Gene Ontology annotation, molecular function: hydrolase activity.